Messenger RNA from Ruditapes philippinarum (Manila clam), 761 nucleotides. RefSeq lists its product as uncharacterized. The transcript is spliced from 3 exons. Lineage: Eukaryota; Metazoa; Mollusca; Bivalvia; Venerida; Veneridae. The record is from RefSeq and is a predicted model, not a curated record. The annotation marks the transcript as partial.
CAGUUGCAAACGCGCACCGACAUUCGUGUGGAAAUAAGUUAGCAAUGGAGAAAAAUAUUGCAAACACUAAUGAAGGUUACUAUGGGGAGCCUGCUGACCAGCAUAUUACAUCCCGGUCAUCAAACCAAGGCCAGGUGCCUAGCGGGUUUUAUGCAGUGGGUCAACAUGCUGGAAGCCAAACGCCGAUACAGAUGCAAGCUUUGGAUCCAGCACCUCAAGGAAUUGUACAGUAUGUGAUGCAGCCGGUUCAACAAGGUUAUGGCUCCAAUACAGUACAUUAUCAUGUCCCUGGUAACCAGUACAUGGUACGAGAUUCAUUUAGCCCUAUGCCUACCGAUGAAGACGAUGAUGGGCCGACAAUCAUACCAUCUUUAGCAGGUAUAAUUUUCAAGCGUAUAGUCUCCGCACUUUUCAUUCUUCUAGAUGUUUGCUUAAAUUGGUUGCAAUUCGCCUCGUGGGUUGGAAAUUUUGAAUUGCCAGCCUGGUUGAUUGUGCUUGAAACAGUAAAUAGUCUGAAAGGGAAAUCGCCGUGGAAGUCUCAAUGCAGUGAAGGGUCCGUUGACCUUACAUCAAUCUAUGGGGCCUUUGUUGGCAUAGGAACCGCCUACGCGUGCUUGAAAAUAGUUAACAUGAUCGGUGAAACACUCUUAGAAUACCAACUGCGAGAUAAGAGUGAAAAAGAGCCUGCUUGCAGGGGGUUUCAGUUGCUUCAUGGUUGGAUAGAAACAGUGCUAGGUGUUCUUUGUGACGACCUGCCUCAG